Messenger RNA from Ciona intestinalis (vase tunicate), 1243 nucleotides. The record is from RefSeq and is a predicted model, not a curated record. Lineage: Eukaryota; Metazoa; Chordata; Ascidiacea; Phlebobranchia; Cionidae.
CACAGGAACGUGGGAUGUGUAAGCUAUUAAUAAAUCUUCGAUUACGAUUUCCUAUAUACUUUACCAGACGUAUAGGCAUGGCUGGUAAACUGGCACGUUUUGUAGCUGUUAGAAAAAGCUCAAACCGGGACCAAGAGAAUGUAUUAUAUGUGUUAAGAGCUGGUGUUAUAAUACUGGUUGGUGUUUUAUACUGGAACGCUGCUAUAAGACAAACGUAUAUAGACAUAUUAUGGUUCUGGUUGAAGACAAAGUAUUGGUAUCAGACCGUAUACAAUGAAACUAUAGCAGUGCAGUUAUACAGCUUCGUGGCUAUGGUGCCUUUCCGUGUUAUGAACUAUUUCAAAAUCGGAACGAAGUACAAAAUAAACAACGCUGGAAAUUACGAGAAUACGCCGGUGGUUGAUAUUUUGCUUGAAGCGUUUGAAUACUCAUGGCCGCUUGUGAUACUGGAUACUUUCCACGUGAAGAAAUAUGGGGGCGUGUCGGGGGCGUUGCUGAAUAGGAGGCGACAGGAUUGGAUUCAGGUAACUCGUCAACUCCCCGAAGACCCUCCGUUGCUAGGCGACAUGGUGCGUCAUCUAGUGGUUGGGUUGGUGCUAUAUGACGUCGCGUUUUUUCUUCAACAUUUUACGUUUCAUAAAAUCCCAACUUUGUACAGACUGUUCCACAAGAAACAUCACACGCACACAUCAGUUAAUGUGAAAGUAACGAACCGACUACACGUGAUCGAACGUAUAUUACUCGUUCUAUCCGCUAACUUUGGUUUAUGGAUCCAAGGAGCGCACCCACUGACGAGAAGCGUGUUUAUCGUUGUAUUCAUAAGCAUGCUUAUCGAGAAUCACUGUGGUUUCGACUUCCCAUAUUCAUAUGACAAGAUAUUACCAGAUGGGUUGGUCGGCGGGUCGAGGCGACAUUGCGAACAUCACCAUAAUGGCAACAAGAACUACCAGCCUAUCUUCACAUACAUUGAUGCUUUGAUGGAUUGGAUGAAACGAAAGUGAAUAUUUUACCCUUUGCCCUUGAUGACGUGGCUUCCGCUUUUGAUGACGCCAUUCCUCGGGUUGAUGACGAAAGCAUUACGUCGAUAUGACGUCGAAUUGUCCGGACGAUGAAAAUUGAUGUUUUGUAUCGAAUACGUGACGUCAUCAUUUACGUCAUAAUCCGUUGCGUUGAUCUGUGAUGUCAUAGUGACGUGUUAUUCUUCAAUGUUACAUAUUUUAUCCUAGGAAAUAAAAUUUCUAAC